This is a messenger RNA of Phascolarctos cinereus (koala), 3397 nucleotides long. Its product is annotated as calaxin-like. NCBI's taxonomy places the organism in Eukaryota, Metazoa, Chordata, Mammalia, Diprotodontia, Phascolarctidae. Gene Ontology annotation, molecular function: calcium ion binding. The record is from RefSeq and is a predicted model, not a curated record.
GACCACUAGUUUUGUAAAUGUGAGGAAAUCCCUUGAUUGACAGCAACUUAGCAGAUAACUUUGGAAUUAGCGCUUAGGUAGAAAUGUGGAUUUUGUACUGAUUUGACCUUGAGUUUACUAUUUACUGUUUCUGGUUUCUAAAAAUCAUCAGAAUAUUGAGUUUUACACAAUAUAACAAGGUUCUCCCGAGCUGGAUUUUAUCUAGUAUACACAUGAUUGUUCCUUAGAACAAGGAACCAAAAGCAUUAGGGCCUGAAUGAAUUUAUUCAUUCAUGGUCAGAUGAAUGUAUUUAUGUGGCAGAAGAGUACAAUAAAUAGAAUCUCAGGAAAAUUAAGUGGGGAAGGUACUAUUCUAGAAUCUCAGUGAUAGAUUCAGCUGUUGUUUUUCUUCUGAAAGUUUUUCAGUUUAAAAUCCAAGAAAAUCAAAACCAGAAAUUCCUUAUCUAGAAAAACGGGGGGGGGAGGGGGGGAGCGAGCCCUCAGCGAUUUAAUGCCAUAUAAGAGUCACUUUUACAUUUCAAGGAAAAUUAUGUGACUUUUGGGACCUUAGGGUUCUUUUAUAAUAGUCAAUUCGGCAACAUUUCUAUAGUCCCCAAGGAUUGGAUGAGCCUAGGCACAGGCUGGAGGAGGUUAGACAACUGGUAGUGAAAUAGAUAGUGAGCUGAGCCUAGAGUCAGGAUGACCCGAGUUCACAUCCUGUCUCAGACACUAGCUGUGUGACCUGGGCAAGUUAUUUCACAGCUGUUUGCCUCAGUUUCCUCAUCUGCAGAACAAAUAUUAAUAGUACCUACCUCCCCAUGUUGUUGUGAGGAGCCAGUGAGAUAAAAGUUCAAAGCACUUUGCAAAUUUUAAACAUAAAUGCUCCGUUAGUCCUUUCAGUGUUUCACAGUAGGUAGGAAUUCAACAGUUAGAAUUUGAACCAGCUCUCCUUCAUGUGGUGUCAGAAUGUGAGUUGAAAGGGACCUCAGAGGCUGUCCAGUGCAGCCCAUGCAUGAACUAGUAUCUGUCCUCUAUAAGAUAGUUGACAGAUGACAAAAGUCAUCUCGCCUUUGCCUGAAAUGAAGGAGACUUGGAGAGAAGUAUGAACCUCACCCUCUCAGUGUAGCUCAUCCACCUCUGAAUGACUAUAACUGUUAGGAAGUUUUUUUAUUUUGAGCCUUAAUAUGCAACUAAUAGCUAUUUCCCCUAGUUCUGCGCCUCCCCGAGGUCAAACAGAAAUUCAUCCCUUUUUGUACACAGGCUUAAGGACCAUUACUGUGUCUCCCCAGAUCUCCAGGCUAAAUACGCCUGUUCCAUCUGUCCACAUAGAAAAUUAUUUUAAGGACUAGGGCACAGCCUGUUUGCCCUCCUCUGGACAGUGGCUUGUAAGAGUUAUUCCAAUAAAAACAGGGACAAAAUGUCUGGUCCAACUGGAAUACUUAUGCUGACGUUGUCCAAAACUAAUGCCGUAACACAUUCAGAUCAAAUUUUUCCUGGCCAUCAAAUCUUGAAUUAGAAAAGUAAAAGGACUAUUUUAUUUUCCCCAAAAGGUUCUACUAAAGCAGCCUCUGCUUUGUAGAGGUUGCAAGAUGCUUGGUUCCUUGACUGAAAUUUGCAAAAGAUGCUGCUUGGUGGAAGACUUUUUACCUGAUUAAGUAGGGAGCGUCUUUGAUGAUCAUGUGAUAAUUCAGAUUGAUGUAGCACGUUAGAGUUGGUAGGGUGCUUUCUACAGCACAACCAGGAGGUGUAGGCCCUUGGAACUUGUAUGUCCUGAUACUGAGUUCAACUGCACUGCCUCUGAUACUGAUGUGAAUUAAAAAGGAGGAAAAAAACUCCCAUCCUCCGCACACACCCAUUCCUACUGUAGAAUAUGUUGUAAAGAAUGAAAGUUUGGUCUCGUCAAGCUAAAACAUGAGAAAUGCCUAAAGAACUUGAUCAUUCGGACUUUGGUAUCUUAACUCUGUUGGAAGACCACAGGCACAUCUUGCAAGUAAUAGGCUUAAAUGUGCCCUGCCUAUUUUUAAAGGAGGAUUGGGUGGUGGAAAAGAAAUGGUAUUCAUUGUAGCUCUUUUUAGAAAAUUACCAAGGAAGUGGUAAUGUAGAAAUGAGGCCAGGGCCCUUUCUGCUUUGUAGGUGAGCUUCAAGUCUGAAAUUGUAAGCCAUGGUGACCUUGUUAUCUCAAAUGAAACAACUCAAACCAUCGAAACGCGUUACCCUCUCAUCAGCAUGGGAUAACUAUCUGAUGAUCAGUGUGAUCUCUUUUAAACACAUGAGGGAAACUAGUGCUAAUUGGGAUUUGGUAGUGAAUCUGCCUGGGACUUAAUAGCCCAAUAGCCACCUGGAAGCCAGAACCCAUUCCAUCAUCUGUUGCUGUUGUAUUGGAUGCUCCUGCUUUCCCGUUUGGAUUUAGCAUCCCCUCCUCUCCCAGAGGCCUGGUGUGUUUUCUCCUACUGUCUAGAGUGGCCCCAUUUAUCCAAUUCAGCCUUCAGAAUCUUCUUUGUUUGGUUCCUGAAUUGUUAGUAUGACAACAUUCUGUCCUGGCUGUAGGUGCCCCCAGAGAGCACCUGUGAAAGCCUCAGCACGCCCUGUUCUCCAAGAUUUUGUUGUUGGCUCAGAUCAUGAGUCUGAAGAGACUGGUGUGUGGCAUCAACUUAAGGGACCUCAAGAAGGUGGUAACAGCCCUGAGCAAAGCAGGCACACAUUUCAACCAAAAUGAAAUGGAAUGUCUUGUGAAACUUUUUUACUCAUUUAAGGAAAAGGGAAAUGACCAAGGUAUCCAAGAAGGCCUGGAUCGCGUUGAGUUUAGAAACAUCCUGCAUAAUGUAUUUGGAAUGACCGAUGACAUGCUUAUGAACAGGGUAUUUGGUGCUUUUGACAAAGACAGUGAUAAUCACAUUAGUACAACUGAAUGGGUCGAAGGAUUAUCCAUAUUUCUCCGAGGAACUUUUGAAGAAAGAGUGAAAUACUGUUACCGAGUUUAUUACUUGAAUGGGGAUGGAUACAUUUCCCAAGAUGAAAUGUUUGACAUGCUGAAGAACAGUCUCCUAAAACAUUCAGCUGAAGAAGAUCCAGAAGAAGGAAUAAAAGAGUUAGUAGAAAUAACACUGAAGAAAAUGGAUUGUGAUAAUGAUGGGAAGCUGUCUUAUGAAGACUUUGAACGAGCUGUAAAAAAAGACCGGCUUUUGUUGGAGGUCUUUGGCCCAUGUUUACCAAAAAUUGAGAAGUGUCUUGAAUUUGAAACUCUGGUAUUCAAAGACAUAAACAAUGAAUUUCAACUGUAAACAGCUGAAGCCUGGGCAAACACAAAUCAAAAUUGUAUCCUGACUGCUUUAAACAGUAUAUUAUUAAUCAUACUAGGCAUUUAUAUACAUGAGUAGUUUGUUAUUUUAAGCCAGAGAAGCAUAAUAAAUGUGAAAAU